AUGAAAAAGUCAGCUGUAAAAAUAUCUGUUUCAGACUCUGGAUCAGAAAAUGAAAAUGAAGAAUCAGAAUAUGAAAGAGAAAUUAGUGAAAACGAACAAAUUUCUUCAGAGGAAUCGGACAAUCAGAGUGACAGUCAAGACGAAGGAGUAAUGUUAACAAAUGAGGGCUGGGCCGAUUCUGUUGCAAAGAUUUUAGGUUCUAGUAAGCCAAAAAAUAAAAAGACUUUAGUAUUAUCAAGAGCUAAGAAACAUUCAGAAAUAAUAAAAAAGGAUAAAGAUGAAAAACCAGCAUUUGAAGUAGUUGGCGACAGUGAGCAAACUAAGAACGAAGAAAGAAAAGAAGAACUUGUUUCAUCUGAGCCUCCAAUAAAGAAAAAGAGACAUGAAAAAUCAACCAUCAGACUUAAACCAAACAUUUUAGAGAAGGACAGGGAGAGACUCUUAACUAAAAUAGCAACUAAAGGUGUGGUACAGUUGUUUAAUGCAGUGAGGAACCAACAGAAGACACUGGAAAAAGAAUUAAAUAAAGAUUUAACGGAAUCCAAGAAAGAGAAGAUCUUAAAAAAAUUUGAUAAGAGGGCAUUUUUAGAUACGUUAAUGGGUCAGACAAAGUCUAUAGUUGUGGAUGUACAAACACAGUCUUUAAAAAAUGAAGUUAAAACUGAAGAAGAAAAACCUAAAUGGAAUGCUUUAAGAGAUGAUUUUAUGAUGGGAGCAAAGAUGAAAGACUGGGACAAAGAACCUACUGAUGAUUAA
This is a messenger RNA of Parnassius apollo (apollo), 756 nucleotides long. NCBI's taxonomy places the organism in Eukaryota, Metazoa, Arthropoda, Insecta, Lepidoptera, Papilionidae. The record is from the annotation of a GenBank genome assembly.